AUGGCACACCUAGAACGGGAGGUGGGGGAGCUGAGACAGAGAGUGAUGAGCAGGCCACGGUGCACAAGGACGAAGGCGAGACUGGUGAAACACGAGGCGAAGCUCAAGGCGUAUGAGGAUGGGAGGCAUCAGAAAAUGCAAGAGCAGGCGGGCAUCAAGGUGGAGAUGGACGGCGAGGCUCCCACCGAUUUCCUGUCUGGGAAAAUCAAGGCGAGGAAGGCGAAGACAAGGCUGGAGGCGGUGAACUUUCAGGGGAAGCAGCACGUGGGGGCGAAGGAAGCUCUUAAAGUGGAAUCGGAGUUUUACGCAGACUUGUUGGCGGCUAAGGCAGGGCUGGGGGGCUUGCCGAUGGACUUCAAAAUGGAAAGAAGUUUCUCACCGGAGGAUGCAGCGGCAUUACGCGCACCAUGGGAUGAGGAGGAAGUCAAUCGAGCGCUGGCAGAAAUGGCGUCUGGCAAAACCCCAGGGAGAGACGGCCUCCCGAAGGAGCUCAGGGAGUCACAAUGGGACCUCAUGGGGGGCAGGUGA
Closterium sp. Yama58-4 is the source of this 528-nucleotide messenger RNA. Lineage: Eukaryota; Viridiplantae; Streptophyta; Zygnematophyceae; Desmidiales; Closteriaceae. The record is from the annotation of a GenBank genome assembly.